AUGCGUUUCACCUCCAUCCUCGUCGCAGCUUUAAGCUCCCUCGCUGCCGCCGCCGAGCUCGGCAUCGAAACAACCCACGCAGUCGAAUGCACCCGCAAGACCGUCAAGGGCGAUGGCGUCUCCAUGCACUACAAGGGAACCCUGCAGUCCGACGGCUCCGAAUUCGACUCUAGCUAUAAGCGUCAUGCGCCGUUGACUUUCAAGCUUGGUACUGGCCGGGUUAUUAAGGGAUGGGACCAGGGCUUGUUGGAUAUGUGCAUUGGCGAGAAGCGCACGUUGACUAUUCCUCCCGAAUUUGGCUACGGCGACCGUGGUAUUGGACCUAUCCCCGGUGGUGCGACCUUGAUCUUUGAGACGGAGUUGGUUGCCAUUGAAGGCGUUGAUAAGGAUGAGCUGUAA
Penicillium nucicola is the source of this 399-nucleotide messenger RNA. RefSeq names its product peptidylprolyl isomerase family protein FPR2 (gene fkbp3). The record is from RefSeq and is a predicted model, not a curated record. The coding region runs from base 1 to 399 and encodes 132 amino acids. The transcript is spliced from 2 exons. Lineage: Eukaryota; Fungi; Ascomycota; Eurotiomycetes; Eurotiales; Aspergillaceae. Gene Ontology annotation, molecular function: peptidyl-prolyl cis-trans isomerase activity. Gene Ontology annotation, biological process: protein peptidyl-prolyl isomerization.